This is a messenger RNA of Hyalella azteca, 602 nucleotides long. RefSeq names its product NADH dehydrogenase [ubiquinone] 1 alpha subcomplex subunit 6 (gene ND-B14). Gene Ontology annotation, biological process: response to oxidative stress. The record is from RefSeq and is a predicted model, not a curated record. NCBI's taxonomy places the organism in Eukaryota, Metazoa, Arthropoda, Malacostraca, Amphipoda, Hyalellidae. The coding region runs from base 67 to 444 and encodes 125 amino acids. The transcript is spliced from 3 exons.
GAUUGAACUACUUGCCUUCCGGUUCACGCAGAUUGGCACUAAUUCUCGAGCAUUUUGCAAAGGAAAAUGUCGUCCUCACGCUUAGUUAACCUUCGAACCGCCCGUCAAGUUAAACCUAUGUUAUCAUUAGAUAGAGCUGAGGCAAGGACCCGUGUAAUAAAUCUUUAUAAGGCUUGGUACAGACAAAUCCCUCAAAUUGCAAUUGAUUAUGAUCUUCCAAAGACACAAUCAGAAUGCAAGAAGAAGCUCAAAGAAAUGUUCAUGAAGAACAAGGACGUCAAGGACAUCAGAAUAAUUGAUGCUCUAGUUAUAAAGGGCCAGAUGGAACUGAAAGAAACUGUGCAAGUGUGGAAGCAGAAGCACGGAAUAAUGGCUUUCUGGGCCCCAACUGUUGAACCCAAGCCAAAGGAUUUCAUGGGCAAGUUCUUGGACGGUCACAACUGAAAUUUAUGUUCAGUUUUAAUCUGCUUAAUUUGUACAGAUUUAUUCUGGAAGGAAACUCAGCUACCUAAUAUUGUGUGCCACCUGAUUGACUAUGAAAAUUUUCAGGAGUUAGUUUCAAGGUUUAGAUGAUGCAUUGCAUGCUAGUCUUGAACUGAGUU